Molecule: messenger RNA, 2047 nt
Organism: Didymodactylos carnosus
Lineage: Eukaryota; Metazoa; Rotifera; Eurotatoria; Philodinida; Philodinidae
Source: the annotation of a GenBank genome assembly
UUUCCUCGGGAAGGUGAAAGUUAAAUUUCUCCGUCAAACUUCAUUUGGGAACGAUGUAAAGUUUUUCUCCUUAUACAAAUUAAUGUUCUCUAUCGAACUACGCUAGAAUCAACUCUUCAUAUCAAAACAUGAAGUUUUUAUUGAAAUUUUAAAAAUAGGGCAAAAAACCCGAAAAAAAAUUAAAAUUUUUUUUUAUCAAAAACUAUAAGUCCGGGAACUGAAAGCUUUGUUGAGACGUAUACUUCGAAAUGUCCUCCACAAACUGCUGGAAAAAAACGGGUGGGGGGGACCCCCCCUUAAUAUCGAAUGGAACCGACUCAGGAUUCAAACAUGUUGCUCCGAGUCGAAUCAAACCGAGUCAGGAUUUCCUGAUUCGUUUCGAGCUCUGAUAUGCAGCAAUACAAAAUAUUGGGUUUCAAUAUUAUUGUAUGCGCUGUAUAUUGAGAUCCAUAAUAUGGUCACCCGAUAUAUUGAGUUUUCAUAAUAUUACUAGGUACUACUUUUACAGUGUACAUGCAUGCGCUAUAUUCCGUUUUGGAUAGAAAUAUAAGUCAAUUAGGCAUACACCAAUUAAUGCUCGAUGUUAGGGCAUUCAGCAAAGUCGUUCCGCAUCAGUUAUAAACACUUGGAGCUGUCGAGUGUCUCACUUUGUAAGAAAAUGUUUGCCCUACCAAACUGAAGUGGUAGAAAAAUUUUAAUGUUAUAUAUAGAGAGAAAGUAUGAUAAAUCGAAAACGCACUAAAAUCGCAGGAAAACAGUCGAUUAGUCGAUUAGUUUUGAAUGCUUGUAUUUCUGUCACAGAUAAUACUAAAUUCUUAUUUCGACUUCACUGAAUGCCCUAACAUCGAUUAUUAAUUGGUGUAUACCUGAUUUAGAUCAGGAUAAUAUUUGUAUCCUACUGGAGAUAUAUAGGUCGAUCCGGACAUGCUUCCUUACGUUUUUAUGAAUUUAAAUGAUACUAACAUUAAAAAGUUGAAAUCCAGUAUAUUAUGAAACCCAAUAUUAUUAGUCCCAGUAUAUUGGGUAAGCACUAUUAUUGAUAUCCAGAAUUUUGAGUAUAAAAUAAUACUGUGACCCAGUAUUGGAUACCCAGUAAUAUUGUACAAUAUGUUAAAUAAUGAUUGGUAUUGGUGCAUGCCUAGACGUGUUGUCUUCAACUCACCUAGAACAAAAAAGGAUAAAAAGAAUGAAAUGUGAUAUACUUUAGUCAGUGAACUCCACUCAUAUUUCAGCAGAGAUAAAUUGUGAUGAGAAAUUGAAAAACAUUUAGUUCCUGAAUGUACUUCCUCGCUAACAAAGGAUAAAUAAAAAAAACAGAGUCAGUAGUCAAGCAAUAACAUUCUUACUAUUAAACGGCAACAAUAUAAAUAAGAACAUUAGUAUAAGUGCGGCUGAAAUACCCUGAACUUUAUUUAACAUAAUUAGGAGUUUGUUGAAAAAAUAGAAUAAUUAUUAAAAUACAAAUUUCCAACCUAUUUGUACGGUUAUUAUCAAGUGAAUAUCCCGUGCAUAAUAUUACAGUGAGGUACAAACAAGACUUAGUUUUGUUUUUACUAUUUAUACGACAUACUUUUUUAAUAAACUCCGAAUUAUGUUGAAUAAAGUUAAGGAUAUUUCGGCAGCAAUCGCACUAAUAGCCAAGCACAUUUAAAGUUUUUUUUCGCUUAAAGUUCCGAAGUUGGGAAAAAUAUUAACUAAUAGGUCUGAGAAAAUCUUCGAAAAUGCCUUCCAUUUACCAUGUUUAGCGAUAUGUCCGCAGUAACACAACUCGGUACAUUAUACUAAUAGCUCCUGUUCUUUACAGCAUGUUAUUAUAAUCUAAUGAUUUAGGACUUUAACUCGUUCAUCUGGACGAACUCAGUAUACACCUGGUUAUUAUAAAAAUUUGCAUAAUCAUAAUACUAAGUAUACAAAUCAAAUUAAUAUAACAUCAGUACCUGUUGGUCGUCGUAAUGAAAAUGGUUUAUCUAGUAUUAGUAAAAAAAUACAAUUGGCAUUAGCACGUUCAAGUGGAAAAAGGAAUGAGGCUCCUAUCGCGCUGUUUUAA